This is a messenger RNA of Tilletiopsis washingtonensis, 2525 nucleotides long. RefSeq lists its product as hypothetical. Gene Ontology annotation, biological process: regulation of DNA-templated transcription. The transcript has 4 exons. Gene Ontology annotation, molecular function: zinc ion binding; DNA-binding transcription factor activity, RNA polymerase II-specific. The record is from RefSeq and is a predicted model, not a curated record. NCBI's taxonomy places the organism in Eukaryota, Fungi, Basidiomycota, Exobasidiomycetes, Entylomatales. Bases 276 to 2309 code for a protein of 677 amino acids.
ACGCCUCGCUCUGCUGCUGCGCUGCGCUGCGUGCUGUGUCUCGGCCGCCUCUCUCUCUGCCAAGCGCUGCCAGCCAGUCUCCUCUCCUCCCUCCAUCUCUCUUCCUCCUCCAUCACAGCCACUCGCCCAUCCACGUCUUCCUGCGCUGCUGCUGCGCACCGUCUUCGUCGCCGUCUCUGCUCGCACACGCCGCACACCCCACAUCUCGCACCUGCAGUGCCACUUGCCGCUGCUGCUUCAUCAUCCACCGCGUCGCCUGACUUUCUGUGGCCACGAUGCGCAUCGACGAGGAUGACCUGGCCUGGGACCUGCCCAGCAUGGCGCCCGCGGCGUCGCCGUACAGCGCCGGCGCCGGCGGCGUGACGUCGCACAGCGUGCACCCCGGCGCGCUCUCGUCGAUCCGUGAGGACGCGUCUGCCCUCUCCUCGCACAACUCCUCGCUGCGCCACUCGCACAUGGCCGCGCGCCCCUCGGCCUACCCGGCCUACCCCAUGGGUGCCUUCUCUGCGCCCUCGGCCUUCCUCGCCGGCGGCUUUGGCGCCGACUUGCGCCACGGCAACACGCGCUCGUCGCCCGAGGACGAGACGAGCCCGGGCACCGACGGCCUCGAUGGCGCCGACGCCGAUGGCAUUGACAUGGACGAGGGCAUGGACAAUGGCGCAGAGGAGGGCGCCGAGGAGGUGCAGCGCCUCAAGCCGCACAAGUGCGACACGUGCGGCGCCUGCUUUGCUCGCAAAGUCCACCUGCAACGGCACGCCCUGCGCCACGUCACCUCAAAGCCAUACAGCUGCGAGCUCUGCGGCAAGUGCUUCUCUCGCCAAGACUCGCUCGUCCGUCACAACCGCCUGCUGCACGAGAAGGACGGCCGCGGCCGCGUCGGCAGCAACGGCAAGCCGCUGCCGCCAGCCUCGUUCCGCAACCGGUCACCGAAAGCCUGCCUGCGGUGCUCGCAGCUCAAGACGCGCUGUGACGGCAACGAGCCAUGUGCACGCUGCGUGUCGCACAACCUCGGCGGUCCAGGCGAGUGCACCUACCGUCCCGGAGCCGACCGCCGCAGCCGUAGCUCGUCGUCGCGCGGCGUCAGUGCGCCGCGUCCCGAGCGGCGCCAGAGCAUGCUGGACGGCGUCGAGAGCGACGACGAGGGUGCAGAAGAGAAGCCUGCUCGUGGCCGUCCGCUUUCGCGCUUCGAUGCCGGCAGUGCUUCGAGCAACGGCAGCGCCAGCAACGCCUCGGUCGGCGAGCGUGGCACGAGCAUCUACAGUGCCAGCUACGACGAUGGACGCGUGCUCGCUGCGGCGCCUCUCAGCCCUGCGUCGUGGCAGUCGGCGUCGAGCAUUGGCGCGCACUUCUCUAGCAUGCACCUGCAGCAGUCUGGCUCGCAGCAGUCGCACAACGGUGCACCGGGCCUGCUACACCAGCGCUCGCACUCGCAGCAGGCCAUGCCGACGGACAUGAGCGGCCACCACCACCACGAUGCCAAUCACGCGUUCAUCCAGGCACAACACACCAACCAAGCCGCCUUCCUUGGCCUUUCGCUGCCGCAGCAGCUCGACAUCGGUGGCACAAACGGCUUCGGCGCCAACACCGCCAGCAACAACUUCUUCCUGCAGCAGCAUCAACAGCAACAGCAGCCGCAGCCGCAGCCGCAGCAGCAGCAGCAGCAGACGGCGCCGCAGCAACAGUCGACGCAGCCGACGCAGCAGCAACAGCAGUCACCAUACCCCGCUUCGUUUGCGCAAGCCGUUCCGCCAGCACAGCAGACGAGCGACUUCUUCGGCGUUGCACCCAGCACGGCGCCGUUGCAUCUGAGCUUCUCGGCGCCGGCGCACACGGCCGUCGGCUUCUCAGUGCCGCCAGCCAACGGGCAUACCGACCUGGGCCACUCGAAUGGCACCAGCGGCGGCGACGAUGCCUUUGCGACGAACCUGCAUCUCGAGUUUGACUGGUCCGACUACUUGCCUGGCUUCCCUCUGGCGGGCACGCAGCAGAACAACGGCCCCACGGUGUCGCGGCCACGUGUCGACGGCCUCGGCUUCCAGCCUUCGACGGCGCCAAGCGGCCCGAUGAAGAACAAUCCCUUCGGCGGGAGCAUGUUCCUGGCGCCCGCGGCGCGCGGCAUGGAUCUGGGCGACCUCGAAGCAGCCAUGAACGCCGACUCGCCGCUCGCUUCGCACGACGUGAACAGCCACUCCACCACGGCCGCGGCGUUCGGCCAGCAGAAUGUCUCGGAAUCGCUGGCGAGCCUCGCACACCAACUUGGCUCGGCAGACGGUCACUACUGGGACACGACGUCGUUCACCACGCGGUGAAGACGUGUUCCUCACCGUCGCUCAUCAUCCCUACCCUCGCGUGCUCGCAAAGCCCGCUGCCACAAUGUCCUACCCUCUACUCUACCCUUUCGCUCCUCACUUGCUCUUUCUUGCCUCUCUUACGUCGUCGCCGUUCAUCGCGGGCCGCAUCAUCUUCACUGCCGGCCCCUCCCGCCGACCCAGCGUCGAUUUUCCGAUGCUGUCCCACCGCGCGCC